UCAAGCCGUAGUUGUGCGCACGACUGCAAACGAGACACACGUCGUUUCUAUCGAAAUUAAUAAAUCGUACGUAAUAAUACCCUUAAGAGGUAUUAGUUAAUAAAUAGAAGAAAAUGCUACCAUUUAGUGAAAAUAACCGUGCUCUGAAGUGUGUCAAUGGAUAUGUAUUCAACAUUAUCUGUUGCAUACUAUUCGCGUUACUUGCGAGCAGCGCUGAAGCUCUUCAGUUGAGCGCCUUUACAACUAAAACGCCAAGGGUUUCUAAAUAUACUACUAAAUCGCCAUCGGCAUCUUCGAUGAAUCAUGAUGCUACUACCUCGAUUUAUCGCUUAAAUGCUACUAAUGGCAUCACCUGCAUUCUAAUGCAAGUAGAUGGUCUAAUAAGUAUCCGAUAUCGGAAUAAGUUAAACGAGGAUGUGGAGGCCGACCUAUAUAUGCCGGAUAAUCCAGUCUUGAGUGGCGAGUGUGACAAUACGAAUUUGGAAAUAUUGACCAUGGACUUCAAGGGCUUUUCGCUAUCUAUGACUUUCAAAAAGUCGUCAGGCGGCGAGGGCUGGUACAUCAACGUUUUUGAGCUAACAUACUCCUCAUCGAAUCCAUUAUUCGAACAUCCCGACCGUCCCAAUUUAAAUGUGAAACUGACCUCUCCAGCACAAACACCCAUGUAUUUCCCAACACCUGUGGGCAAGUCGUACCUUUGUGACAAGGAACAAACUGUGAUUUUGUAUGCCCCUCACGAUUCCGGCGACCAGUCUGGUCACAUUGCGCGUCUUUACUUGCGCGACAUGCAUAUGCAAAGCUUUAUGUUCAAGGAGAGCGGAAAAUGGGGACCAUCCUUCCACUGUAGUGCCACCGGAUCCUAUCGCGAUGAGACGGCACCCUUAGCCGUAGGCACAGCACUGGCCAUUGCGGUUCUAUUGACUAUUUCGGGCUACGGUGGUUGGCGGUAUUUCAAAGUCAAGAAGGUUCAGUACGGGUCGAUGGAGUAAAUUAAGCAUCAAUGUACUACAAUUAAUUUGUUUAAUUGUUUUUGAAUCAUACCUUUCUAAUGUUAUUUGUUGUAGUCAGUAUUGAAGUAUUUAACUAUAUUAUCAUGU
Molecule: messenger RNA, 1097 nt
Organism: Drosophila navojoa
Lineage: Eukaryota; Metazoa; Arthropoda; Insecta; Diptera; Drosophilidae
Product: lysosome-associated membrane glycoprotein 5
Biological process (GO): establishment of protein localization to organelle
Cellular component (GO): plasma membrane; lysosomal membrane; late endosome membrane
Source: RefSeq, a predicted model, not a curated record